AUAACGAGUUUUCAAAACCUCUGCCUUUUCUAUAUGUAGGCUGCUGUUAAUCAGUUGAUAUUGCACUUUGCACACCAAGCAUCCAACGGCGACUUCUAGGCUUACUGUUCCAUCAAUAAUGGCCCUUUCAACAAUGAUCCAUACCCAUCUCCCACAGGCCCUCAGCGGUGGUGGGAUGAAUCGGAUUUCUGCUGUUUAUGUUCAUCAAGGAGUUGCUUCCGAUACCAAACUCAAUAGGGGUGCUCGACGUUUAGCUGAAUCGUUGACUACCCUUCUUAAUCUCAAUAUCGAACCUCUUUGUUCGAGGAAAAAUCUUCAAUAUUCCAAUUGGGAUUCGUUUGAUGAUGAGAAACAUAACACCCCAACGACGUCUCCCAAGGAGAUGAUUGCCGAUAAGUGGCGUGAACUUCAUGGUUCUUCGGAUUGGGAGAAGCUUUUAGACCCGCUUCAUCCAUGGCUACGGCGAGAAAUCGUUAAGUACGGCGAGUUUGCUCAAGCGACUUACGAUGCUUUCGACUUUGAUUCUUUCUCGGAGUAUUGUGGGAGUUGCAGGUAUAAUCGUAACAAGUUGUUUGAGAAACUGGGGCUGAGUAAAAAUGGUUACAAGGUGACUAAGUACAUCUACGCUAUGUCCGCCAUUGAAAUGCCACAGUGGUUGGAAACGUCACGGUUGAUGGACACAUGGAGCAAAGAUUCCAACUGGAUGGGUUACGUGGCCGUUAGCGACGACGAGGAGACACGUAGGAUCGGACGGAGGGAUAUCGUGGUGGCGUGGCGAGGGACGGUGGCGCCGUCUGAAUGGUACGAGGAUUUUCAAAGGAACUUGGAACCGAUAGGGAUCGGAGAUGCUAAGGUUGAGCAUGGAUUCCUAAGCAUUUACACUUCCAAGAAUGAAUUCACAAGGUACAAUAAGUCAAGUGCUUCAGAGCAAGUUAUGAAAGAAGUGACCAAGUUGGUGCAAUUCUAUCAAGGACAAGGAGAAGAAGUGAGUUUAACGAUAACCGGGCACAGCUUAGGCGGUGCAUUGGCACUGCUCAAUGCCUAUGAAGCCGCCGUGAAUUUCCCGGGCCUUGCGGUUAGUGUGGUUUCCUUCGGUGCACCUAGAGUCGGCAACAGCGCCUUUCGAGCCGAGCUCGAUGAUUUAGGAGUUAAAACUUUGAGAGUGGUAGUUAAGCAAGAUUUAGUCCCUAGAAUGCCAGGGAUUGUUUUCAAUGAGAGUUUACAGAGGUUUGAUGAUAUAACAGGAACAUUAGAAUGGGUUUAUACACAUGUAGGAGCUGAAUUGAAGCUUGAUGUUAGUUCAUCAUCUUACCUUAAACGUGGAUUCAAUCCGUUGGGAUUUCAUAGCCUCGAGACGUACCUUCAUCUUGUCGAUGGGUACCUUAGUGCCGAGUCUGCAUUUCGGUCCAGUGCUCGUAGGGAUGUUACCUUGGUGAACAAGGCAUGUGAUAUGUUGGUGGAUGAACUAAGGAUCCCUCAAUGCUGGUACCAAUUGGCUAACAAAGGGUUGGUACGUAAUGAACAUGGCAGAUGGGUUAAACCAAGAAGAGAACCUGAAGACAUUCCUUCACCAACCGGAGAACAAGCACAUGACCUUAGUCUCAGAAUUGAGAUGCAAGAAAGUUAUACAUGUUGUAUGCAAGCUAAAAACUUAGCUAUAUGUUGAUCAAGAAAUGAAAAGCAUUUUUUGAAAAA
Molecule: messenger RNA, 1695 nt
Organism: Gossypium raimondii (Peruvian cotton)
Lineage: Eukaryota; Viridiplantae; Streptophyta; Magnoliopsida; Malvales; Malvaceae
Product: phospholipase A1-Igamma1, chloroplastic
Exons: 1
Coding region: 119-1666 (515 amino acids)
Biological process (GO): lipid metabolic process
Molecular function (GO): glycerophospholipase activity
Source: RefSeq, a predicted model, not a curated record